UUCCCAUGGGCAGGGCAGGGGAGAAGCUCGGGGAGAUCGAGCGCUUUGUGCUCACCCGGCAGCUGGCAGGGUAAGGAAGGGAGAGCGGCGGGGGCUGCCCAACCUGCUCUGCAGCAAUCUCUGGCUGCCCCUCGGCAGAGACAGACUGCAUUAACUUCCCGGGCAGAGCAGGUUAAAACAGGAGCGGUUUGCUGUUUGUAGACCAAACCUGCGGUGAGCCUUCCUGGGGGUAAAUGUUUCUUUUCCAGCGAGGCUGGGUGUGCGGGGGUAACCUUUACGGUUUGGCAAACAAAUCAGAAACAAAGCUCGCCUCCAGUCGCUGUGCUCUCACUCUCCUCAGCGGCAGGAGCUGACUUUUGUCUCCCAAGGAGUGAAGAUGAAUUGUUACAAACAAGAGCACAAGCCCCUGCUCCUCCAAAACCUCUCAGGGAAUUUAAUGGCAGUCCCAGCAGGUGCUGUGUGGAGGGGGGGAUCUCAGCAGCCUGGGUAAAGGAGAUGUGUCUGCAACAAGAGAGAGUUCUGGGCUCUUCCAGCCCAGCGCAGCCAGGAGCUCAGGCACAAACAGAAGCCCAGACUUUUACAGAGCAAUUCUUCUCUUGUUUUAAACAAACCAGCCAGCAACGGUGGGGCUCCUGCCUCUUGAAAAGCUCUGAAGUCAAAACUGCGUGCUGGUUUGGUUUUGGUUAUUUUUGGUUUUGUUCGUUCCGUGGGCUGGAGUCGAAAGGAGGAGCGACACGAAUUCCUCAUUGUGUUUCCCGUUAGUCCAGAGUUUUCCUGUAGGAUUUAAGGUCAAAUGCUUCCCGGCUCUUCUUUGCACUUCACGAGGCAGAUGUCACCAGCCAGUCCCAUGCUGUGUUUGUAGAAGAGUGCUUGGCUUAGGAGGAGCCCAAACCUGCAUCUCUGCAGCCUCUUCUUUCCAUAUCAGGCCAAAAUAAACCUGCUGUGGCAGGGAUGGAUGGGGACAGAAAUACCCUUUGCUUUGGGAUUUCUUUGUUAAACACUGCUGUUAAUUUCCCUCCUUCCUUAUUUGAAGAGUCUUGCCGAGCCAUUUCUGAGCAGUUACAUUGUUUAUUUUCCUGUCUUUUUUGUCCUUUCCCGUUUGAAUCAACAGCCAGAAUUACCAAGAUUUUCAUCACCCACCUUCACGGCGACCACAUCUUUGGGCUUCCUGGGCUGCUGUGCACGCUCAGCCUGCAGAGCAGCCCCGAUGCCAGCAAAGCCCCCGUUGAUAUUUACGGGCCACUGGGGCUACGGAGCUUCCUGUGGAGGAGCCUGGAGCUGUCCCACUCACAGCUCCUCUUCCCCUACACCGUCCACGAGCUGGUCCCCACGCGGGACCAGUGCCCCGCAGAGGAAUUCAAGGAUUUCUCUGGCUUGGACAGGGCUGAGGCGCUUCCUCAGGGCCCUCCAGGGAGAGUUCUGCACCUGGAUCCAGUAGAAGACUCCUACUUGCUGGUGGAGGACGAGCAGCUGGUUGUGAGAGCGUUCCGCCUCUUCCACCGCGUGCCCUCCUUCGGCUUCGUGCUGGAAGAGAAGCCCCGGCCUGGGAAGCUCAACGUGCAGAAACUGAAAGACCUCGGCGUCCAGCCAGGCCCCCUGUACGGGCGGCUGAAGAGCGGGGCUGCCGUCGUGCUGGAGAGCGGAGCCACGCUGCGCCCCGAGGACGUGCUGGAGCCGCCCGUUCCCGGCAGGAAGAUCUGCGUGCUGGGCGACUGCUCGGGGCCGCUGGGCAGCGCGGCGCUGCGGCUGUGCCAGCAGGCUGACCUGCUGGUGCACGAGGCCACGCUGGGGGACAGCCUGCAGGACAAGGCGCGGGAGCGCGGGCACAGCACCCCCGGCACGGCGGCGCGGCUGGCACGGCAGUGCCGCGCCAAGAGGCUGGUGCUGACACACUUCAGCCAGCGGUACAGAGCUGGCCACGCCGAGAUGCAGCUGCUCAAGGGACAGGCCGAGGCCCUGCUGGAUGGCCAGGAGGUGAUGCUGGCCGAGGACUUCAUGACCAUCGAGAUACCAGUGAAAAAGGGAAAUCUGGAGACUUCGUGACAUCAUAGAUCCCAGUGACAAAGGGAAAUCCAAGGACUUUGUGACCACAGAGAUCCCAGUGACAAAGUGAAAAUGUGACUCUUUGUGACCUCAGAGAUCCCAGUGACAAAGGGAAAUCCAAGGACUUUGUGACCACAGAGAUCCCAGUGACAAAGUGAAAUCUGGGGAAUUUGUGACCACAGAGAUCCCAGUGACAAAGUGAAAUCUGGGGAAUUUGUGACCACAGAGAUCCCAGUGACAGAGUGAAAUCUGGGGAAUUUGUGACCACAGAGAUCCCAGUGACAGAGUGAAAAUGUGACUCUUUGUGACCUCAGAGAUCCCCGUGACAAAGGGAAAUCCAGGGACUUUGUGACCACAGAGAUCCCAGUGACAAAGUGAAAUCUGGGGAAUUUGUGACCACACAGAUCCCAGUGACAAUGUGAAAUCUGGAGACUUUGUGAUCACAGAAAUCCCAGUGACAAGGUGAAAAUGUGACUUUAUGUCCCCACAGAGAUCCCAAUGACAAAGUGAAAUCCAGGGACUUUGUGACCACAGAGAUCCCAAUUAAAACAUGAAAAUUUGGGACUUUGUAACCACACAGAUCCCAGUGACAAAGUGAAAUCCAGGGACUUUGUGACCAGAGAGAUCCCAAUUAAAAUGUGAAAAUUUGGGACUCUGUGCCCACAGACAUCCCAGUGACAAAGUGAAAUCCAGGGACUUUGUGACCACAGAGAUCCCAAUUAAAACGUGAAAUCUGGGGACUUUGUGCCCACAGAUGAGAUCCCAAUGACAAAGUGAAGUCCAGAGACCAGAGACUUUGUGACCAGAGAGAUUCCAAUUAAAACAUGAAAAUCUGGGACUCUGUGCCCACAGGUGAGAUGGCAGUGACAAAGUGAAAUCCGGGGAGAUGGCAAUGGCACGGUGCAGAGGGUGUUGCUGUCCCUCUGAGCUGUCUGUGGGGACGGGGUGGGGUGGCCCAGCACUGCAGGUUAACAGCAGAGCCUCUGGUGCCCAGGUGAGCUCUUCAGAACUGCCAACUGCAGGGAGUUGUGUUGUUUCUGUAGGAUGCUCCAACACCUGGCACCUGGAGGGAAUCCACAAGUGACAGACUCCCCAGAGGCCGGGGUUCUCCCAGGGCUGGAUCACCUGGCUCAGUGCACCCUCACGAGGCUGUCCUGACCCUUAAAAACCUCGGGGAACAUCUCUGCCACCCCCCCAGGCAGCAUUUUGUGUCCCUGAAGUUAAUAAAGCACUGAGACCCUGCCGAGGGUUUGUAACUUCUGCUCAAGUGCAGCGGCUCUUCUCAUUCCCCAGCUGCGUGUGAAGUUGUUUCAUCAAUAAAUGAAGUUUAGGCUUCCUGCCAGCACUGAAUUACUCUUAGCAGUUCGAUCAGCACUGCAUUUUCCCACCCAGUAGCGUUCCGGAGGCACGCUCCAGAGGCAGAGGGCAGGGAGUCUUUAUUAAACUGUCCCUCCAAGUGCGUUUUGAAGGAUAAAUAUCCCUGGCAGAAGCACGUCUGUGUCUGCAGAAAUGCCCCUGUGGGGGAAUGUCACCUGCCCGUGCCCAGCCUGUUCCUGCAGUGACUUUAUUCCCUCCACGGGAGGACACACAGACCCGGCUUCUGUCCCCUGUGCCCCCCACCUCAAAACAAGCUGGAGUUUCCCGAAUUUUAGCUGAAUGUGGUGAUCUGCAGCAAAACGUGUGCUGCUGAGAAAGGUGCCCUGGGUGUCCCCUGGGAAGUGCUGCGGGAAGCUGGAGCAGCGAUCCCCUGGCGUGCUCCAGAUGUGGAGGGACGCUUUGAUUCCUUAGAACAGUAAUACUGGGGAGAGUUGCAGGCUUGAAGAACAUGAGACCUGGAGCAGAAACACACAGAUCUCUGUUUUUCUCCCAGAAAUACCGUGCAAAACAGGCAGUCUGUGGAUCACCCUCUCUCUCCCCACAAAUUGUCUUUCUUUUCUUUGAAAAGCUCGAUGGCAUGUGCAGAGACCCUCGGUACCACACUCUGUGUAGUGGGAGUCAGGAUUUAUCUGUCUGUAUUCUAUUUAUUUGGGUUUUCUCUAUUUAUCUGUUUGUGGUAGGGUCAGGAGCUGAGCAGGCUCCAGCUGUUUGGGGCUUUUUACAGGGGAAGAACAACUUUGUUGUCCUGACCCACUCUGCUACCUCUGCUUCUCCCUGGAGCACCCCAAAACUCCUGAUUCUUACACAGCUGUGGCAGCAAGCUUCAGGCCCCAAACCCUGGGUAAGAACAGGUCAUUUUGGGUAAAAAGCGGCAGGGAGGAAAGCAGCAAACUGAAACAAGAGGUCAGAGCCUCUCCAGGUAAUAGGCCCGGGGGCUUUGCUGCUCAAUUGAAAUAUCAGUGCAAUCUUAAUGCAAUUUGUUCUGUAUGGAAAGUCCGGGGAGGAAAUGUUCCUUUCCCCUGGGCUGAGAGGAGAAGCUGGAGGCUGCUUGCUCUGUGCUCAAGGCCAGGUCACUCGCUCUCCAUGUGGAGGAUGAUUGCUUUUGGGCGUGUCAGCGAAUCACAGUAUGCUCAGCGCUGGGGCGAUGUAAAAUUUCUAUAGUUCCAAUUUAAUGCAUUUCGGCCUUGGAACAUGAGCUGCAGUCGCCUCUUCUCUUAGCAGACCCGUGUGUCCUUGCUCACCACGCUCCACUCUCCUGGAUACCAAAUUGCUUCAUCAUUCCGGCUGCUAAUGAAAGCGGAAUUAAAUUAAUGGGAACAUGUGUGCCGGUCAGGAGAGGGUUGGACCAUAAAGCGCCUAUUUUCUCAAUGAGUUUAUCUUUCCAUUAAUCAUCUGUGGAUCACCAGAGAGCAGAAUUCCUCUGCAUUCAAACAGAUCAAACAGAGACAGCAGACAAGGACUCUGCUCUGAACCGUGAGGGAGUUUUAACAACUUCUGGGGUGUAAAGGAAGAUUUUUUUAAAAUUGUUUUUAAGCUUCAAAUAGCUCAUUUUA
Molecule: messenger RNA, 4973 nt
Organism: Poecile atricapillus (Black-capped chickadee)
Lineage: Eukaryota; Metazoa; Chordata; Aves; Passeriformes; Paridae
Gene: ELAC1
Product: elaC ribonuclease Z 1
Exons: 4
Coding region: 952-2043 (363 amino acids)
Cellular component (GO): nucleus
Molecular function (GO): 3'-tRNA processing endoribonuclease activity
Source: RefSeq, a predicted model, not a curated record